Tupaia belangeri chinensis (Chinese tree shrew) is the source of this 468-nucleotide messenger RNA. RefSeq names its product 40S ribosomal protein S21. Lineage: Eukaryota; Metazoa; Chordata; Mammalia; Scandentia; Tupaiidae. The transcript is spliced from 3 exons. Gene Ontology annotation, cellular component: ribosome. The record is from RefSeq and is a predicted model, not a curated record. Gene Ontology annotation, molecular function: structural constituent of ribosome. Gene Ontology annotation, biological process: translation. The coding region runs from base 1 to 468 and encodes 155 amino acids.
AUGUGGAUUCACAUUGGUUUGUCCGUGGAAAUUGAAGAACUUCAAGACAAGCUUUAUCUAAGGAAUACCAUCACUGAGAUGAGUUCUAUGGUGUCAAUAGGAAUUUUCUCAUCCAGAAGAGCAGAGGCAAAAUUACAGCACAUAAUUGCCAAAGACAAGAUGAGAACAUUACCAAAAAAGGAAGGUGGGGAACAUAAGCAGCGGGAGCAGCCUGGAGAUACAGAGUCCGCCGGCGAGUCCGUGGACCAGUACGUGCCGCGAAAGUACUUGGCCAGCAAACGCAUCAUCGGUGCCAAGGACCACACGUCCAUCCAGAUGAACGUGGCCGAGGUGGACGAGGUCACCGGCAGGUUUAGUGGCCAGUUCAAGACCUACGCCAUCUGCGGGGCCAUUCGCAGGAUGGGGAAAUGCAAUGACUCCAUUCUCUGGCUGGCCAGGGCGGACUGCAUCGUCUCUAAGAACUUCUGA